UGCAGUGGAACAGUGUCAAGAAGAGGAGGCGAGAACAACCCCCGGACCGACCGAAGCCCACGUGCCGCUGCAUCCCGCGCCCAGUGCCUACAUCCCGCCGCCAUCGCCACCAUGCCCAAGAGAAAGGCUGAAGGGGAUGCUAAAGGAGGUAAAGCCAAGGUGAAGGACGCACCACAGAGAAGAUCCGUGAGCUUGUCUGCUAAUCCUGCUCCUCCAAAGCCAGAGCCCAAGCCUAAAAAGGCCCCUGCAAAGAAGGGAGAGAAGGUACCGAAAGGGAAAAAGGGAAAAGCUGAUGCUGGCAAGGAAGGGAAUAACCUUGCAGAAAAGGGAGAUGCCAACACAGACCAGGUACAGAAAGCCGAAGGUGCUGGAGACGCCAAGUGAAGUGUGUGCAUUUUUGAUAACUGUGUACUUCUAGUGACUGUACAGUUUGAAAUACUAUUUUUUAUCAAGUUUUAUUAAAAUGCAGAAUUUUGAUUGACUUUUUUUUUUUAAGCUAUGUUGUUAGCACACAGAACACUUCAUUGUUGUUUUGGGAGAUGGGACAUAUGUCACUAAUAGAAUGUCUCCAAAGCUGGAUUGAU
Messenger RNA from Callithrix jacchus (white-tufted-ear marmoset), 584 nucleotides. The record is from RefSeq and is a predicted model, not a curated record. NCBI's taxonomy places the organism in Eukaryota, Metazoa, Chordata, Mammalia, Primates, Cebidae.